AGGUUUACGAACGGUUCCCUUCCCAACCCCUACCCUAAGUUGCUAGAGUUUGAUUCCGUGAACAAAAUGUAAACACUUAAUGUAAUUAAAUGUUAUCUGCUUUGAAGUAUGUUGUAUAACUUUUAGUUAACUAAUCCCAUUACUCUAACCUUUCUUCGUAGGUUGAGAAUUAUUGAUAUCCUCUAGUUUGAGGAACGCACAAUGGCUAAUACUCCACCAAAUGGAGGAGGAAAUAACUAUAGUUUCAAGGUAGUGUUAUUGGGAGAGGGGUGUGUUGGUAAAACGUCUGUUGUGUUACGAUAUGUGGAAGACAAAUUCAACGAGAGGCAUUUAACAACAUUACAGGCAUCAUUUCUAAAUAAAAAGCUGAACCUUUCUGGCAAAAGGGUUAACUUGGCAAUAUGGGACACAGCUGGGCAAGAGAGGUUUCAUGCCCUAGGUCCUAUCUACUACCGAAUGUCGAAUGGUGCUAUAUUAGUGUAUGAUAUCACUGAUGAGGACUCCUUCCAAAAAGUUAAAAACUGGGUGAAGGAGUUGAAGAAGAUGCUUGGUAGUGACAUUUGUUUGGUGAUUGCCGGCAAUAAAAUUGACUUGGAGAAGCAAAGAACAGUUCCAGUAGCAGAUGCUGAAGAAUACUCUAAGUCUGUCGGUGCGACUCAUUUUCACACGUCAGCAAAGCUGAACAAAGGAAUAGAGGAGAUGUUUUUGGAACUGAGCAAGCAGAUGAUGGAGCGAGCGCAGGAGAGUGAUGUACAGAAAGCCAACAUUCUGGGACGGACGAGCAGCAUGCGAAGGAAUGUAGUGGUGGUUGAAGAUGAACUUGCCGCAUCUCAACCAGAAACCAAAACAAGUUGUUGUGGUACAACCUGAGUCAAUAACCAACAUGUUCCAUCGUAACAGCUACAUUUAUAUUCGAGCUUGCUUUCAAUUUGUGAUAACUAAAGUAUUCUGAUUAUUCCAUUUUUUAAAUAUAGAUUCUACAAUUUUUAUUUUAAACAAGAAGUUUUUGCCAGAGACACAUCAUGGUUGUUACGGUUUUUGUAAAUAAAAACAUAGCAAUGCUACUCUCAUUAAGGAAUUAUUUAAAUAUCAGGGACGUUAACAAAUUGAAGUGAACUCAAUCAAUAACGGUUGAAACAGGAUAUUUUAUUUUUUAUCGAUUGUGCAAUUAUUGUUUUUUGUAACUUCCUUAACUACUAUGUCUUAUACCAUAAUUUGUGAGAUUUGUAAAUAUAAGUAUAAUUUAUCAAACUAUA
This is a messenger RNA of Macrosteles quadrilineatus (aster leafhopper), 1256 nucleotides long. Its product is annotated as ras-related protein Rab-21-like. The transcript has 4 exons. The record is from RefSeq and is a predicted model, not a curated record. Lineage: Eukaryota; Metazoa; Arthropoda; Insecta; Hemiptera; Cicadellidae. Bases 202 to 870 code for a protein of 222 amino acids. Gene Ontology annotation, biological process: Rab protein signal transduction. Gene Ontology annotation, molecular function: GTP binding; GTPase activity.